Molecule: messenger RNA, 2053 nt
Organism: Pseudoliparis swirei
Lineage: Eukaryota; Metazoa; Chordata; Actinopteri; Perciformes; Liparidae
Gene: ficd
Product: FIC domain protein adenylyltransferase
Exons: 2
Coding region: 315-1667 (450 amino acids)
Molecular function (GO): protein binding
Source: RefSeq, a predicted model, not a curated record
GUCUAUAUUUUGUACACAACUGUGCCGACACCGAGGACAAGUCCGCCGGCCUCUCGUCGCUCAGCUAGUCGGUGUUUUUGAGUUUCAGCUCAGAGUCGCAAUAAAGUGACGUAGAGUUCACUUGAACCCGCUCGCGCUAGUCUCCUUACGAGCUUUAAAAGUCGGGUAACUGAGCUGAGCUUCCUCGGCCGUCUUGGUAAGUCAUGGUGACCGUGUUUUCCUUCCUGCCAGCCGCCCUCCCGCUCUCCUAGCCGGGGUGCAAAUACAUGGGGAACCGUAUCACGAGAAGAUGGAGGAGUUGACCGGAGACCGUCAUGGCUGCUGUGAAGGAGUGUCGUUACACCAGCGGCCGUUUCCUCGGAGGAUGGGCCCCGGUGCUGUGUGUCCUCGUCGGCUUUCUGAUGGCCGUCCUGAUGCCCCUGGUGGGGGAGGGCGGCCAGUGCUGCGCCGCCAUGAAGGGCUUCGCGCAGCUCCGCUGCCAGCUGCUGGGGGGCGACCAGCAGCCGCCCGCCGUGCAGUCCACCAGCCUCGCCGUCACGUUCACGGCCCUUGACGUGCUGCCUCUGAGGUCCAAGCCGAGCAAAGAGAUCGAGCUGGAGGCUAAAGCGGCGCUGCAGCUGGCGCUCGAGAUGAGGAAACUGGGCAAGAGGGAGAAGGCUCACAAGCUGCUGGUGCAUGCGCUCCGCAUGAAUCCAGACUUUGUGGAUGCCCUGACGGAGCUGGGCACCAUCCUGGAGGAGGAGAAGGAUGUGGUCCAGGCAGACCACCUGUACACCAAGGCCUUGGCCAUCUCGCCGUGUAACGAGAGAGCUCUGGUCAGCCGGGACCGGACUCUUCCCCUGGUGGAAGAGAUCGACCGGCGUCACUUCGGCAUCAUUGACAGUAAAGUCCGCCGGCUGAUGUCCAUCCCGAAAGGCAACUCCGCACUCCGCCGGGUGAUGGAGGAAACGUACUACCACCACAUCUACCACACGGUGGCCAUCGAGGGCAACACGCUCACCUUGUCCGAGAUCCGUCACAUCAUCGAGACGCGCUACGCGGUCGCCGGGAAGACGCUGCAGGAGCAGAACGAGGCCGUCGGUGUGGACGCGGCCAUGAAGUACAUCAACACCACGCUGCUGACCAGGCCCGGAGCCAUGACCGUCGGCGACAUCCUGGAGAUCCACCGGCGGGUGCUCGGGUACGUGGACCCUGUGGAGGCGGGGCGGCUGCGCACCAGCCAGGUGUUUGUGGGCCACCACGUCCCUCCGCACCCGCAGGAGCUGCAGAGGCACAUGCAGGAGCUGGUCCAGUGGCUGAACGCCGACGAGGCCCUGCAGAUGCACCCCGUGGAGUACGCGGCGCUCGCCCACUACAAGCUGGUCUACGUGCACCCGUUUGUGGACGGGAACGGGCGCACGGCGCGGCUGCUCAUGAACGUGGCGCUCAUGCAAGCGCGAUACCCACCGAUCACGAUUCGCAAAGAGCAACGGGCCGAGUAUUACGCGGCUCUGGACACGGCCAACGAGGGGGACGUCCGGCCGUUCAUUCGCUUCAUCGCCAGAUGUACGGAGAUGACUUUGGACACGCUGCUGAUUUCUACCGCGGAGCACGCUGUGGGGCUGCCGGGAGCCAGCCGGGCCCACGCCUGCCCCGACUGCAAACAGACGAUCCCGAUCCACAACUGACCUCGAGGCGGGAGGAUCUCAGCGCUCUUUAAGAUCAAUCGUGUUUUGAAUCGCCUCGUCCUUUGGCUCCGUCCCUUAUCGGCCUCGGCUUCGGUUGCUGAUUUGCUCAAUUCGUCGGGAUGCUCCAGGAUAGGGAAUUUAACAUUUUGUUCCCACUUUUAGUGUGUAACCAUAUCCCCACAGGAGUGGAAAUGGAUUUUCAUUACCAUCAUAAUACAAUCUGAAGUUCGACUGCUGGUGAAGAGGCAAGAUGGAUGUCUUGUGUCACGAUGGCGCUCGUGUGAUCAUGUGAUCACUCGGUUAGCGAUCGACCGUUGGGAUGAAAAUUAUGUCUAGUAAGUUUUUCAUGUGAUUAUAUAUUUAAAAUAAAAUGUUCUAUGAAACUG